CGGGUGGUGUGGGUUGUCAUUGAGGUUGAAAGAGGUCGGACCAGGAAAGGAUCACACCAAACCUCACACCAGGCACCGCAAGGACACAGAGACACACACCAUAUCCCCGUAGCAAACGUACGUCGAUUCAGCAUAGCCCAAAGGAGCAAGGACUGGUUGCAUUCCCACGCCGGCCGUUGAGUGUAUGAAACACCAUCACCAAACAGGACGCGUCCAUAUUCGACAUCACAGAUCGAUCAACAACGAAAGAUGAAGUAGUUACAAGUCAAAAGCGAAAGGUCACGAGUAACAGGUGCAGGCGAUAUAUUGCAGAUACGGCAAUAUGGUGCAAGAGGAAGUAAGCGAUCCAGCGUCGGACGGCGAUGCUCUUCCAUCUCCACCAAUAGUAGCAGCCAUCCCACCAGAAGUGUCACAGUCACCAUCAGCCCACGGCACACCAACCCCUCCACCAACCCUCCUCAACGCCCUCCUCGACACCUCCGUGCUCACCUCCCUCGCUUUCCAUUCCACCCUCCACAUCCUAACCCACCACGCCCUCACCCGGCACCCCCGCUUUACCACCCACCCCCGAUUGUCCCUGCACCUCCUCGCCGAAAAGCUUCCGUCAACCCUCAACGCGCUCCACCAAUCCCUCGGGGCCUUACACCUCCUGCUCCUCACCCGGCCAUGGCGACAUGACAUAAUCAACCCGUACCCACCCACCCUCGACAGAUUACUUGCCAGUCACGUCGGGUUUACCCUGUACGAUUGCGUAGUGAUGGGGUAUGUGGGCGGGCAACACGCCAGUUCGUGGGUGCAUCAUGUGCUCGGGAUCGUUGGCGCAGGAUUGAUGCGGUGGUAUCGACGGGCGAGUUAUUUUCCGACCGUAUUUUUGGCACCGGAGGUUACGGUUGUGGCGACGAAUGUGUUGUGGAUUUUGGGGAGGUGCGGGGUGGGUGAGGGGGAGAGGGGUGUGGUGCUGUGGACGUGGAUUAGGGCGGGCUUGUUUUGUGCGGUGAGGGGACCGGCGGGGUUGGUGGGGUUGUGGUAUGCGUUGAGGGUGGCGGGGAAGCAGAAGGCUGAGCUUGAGGCGAAGGAGGGAAAGGAGCUGGGAUCGGCAUCGCGGGCCAGUGCAGCGGCGUCUUUGUACCGGCAGUUGCGAACGUUACCGGCUGUCGUGUGGGUGCUGACCCUUGUCAACGUGUUCACGUUCACGGGCUUGAACAGCUACUGGACGGUCUUGGUUAUCCGAAGCCUCCUCCGAACGAGACUGGCCGUCUCGCAUAUUCACCACAUUUGAGGCCUUGUUCCUAGCCCGACUUCAAACGGAUGCGACUCACUUUCCACUCUAUCAUCGAUUGACACACCCAGGACAGUUAUGCAGCACAUCAUGCACAUAGACAUCGCAAUCCCAACAAAACACCCCCUUACACUUGCCGCACUCGAACCUUCCACUAUUAGCCUCCCCGCUCGCCGCCCCAUCACCCUGUCGCGUUGGUAUCUCCGAACUCCGCCUCUCCGGCCCCGAAAACUGCGGCGG
Messenger RNA from Fimicolochytrium jonesii, 1519 nucleotides. RefSeq lists its product as uncharacterized. NCBI's taxonomy places the organism in Eukaryota, Fungi, Chytridiomycota, Chytridiomycetes, Spizellomycetales, Powellomycetaceae. The transcript is spliced from 2 exons. The coding region runs from base 323 to 1279 and encodes 318 amino acids. Gene Ontology annotation, biological process: lipid homeostasis. The record is from RefSeq and is a predicted model, not a curated record. Gene Ontology annotation, cellular component: endoplasmic reticulum; membrane.